This is a messenger RNA of Engraulis encrasicolus (European anchovy), 636 nucleotides long. Its product is annotated as histone H1-like. Bases 1 to 636 code for a protein of 211 amino acids. Gene Ontology annotation, biological process: nucleosome assembly. The transcript has a single exon. Gene Ontology annotation, cellular component: nucleosome. Gene Ontology annotation, molecular function: DNA binding. The record is from RefSeq and is a predicted model, not a curated record. Lineage: Eukaryota; Metazoa; Chordata; Actinopteri; Clupeiformes; Engraulidae.
AUGGCAGACGAGGCACAAGCAGCACCCGCCCCGGCGAAGCCCUCCAGAAAGCAGAUGCCAAAUCUCCCGAAAGCCCGCCCUUGCGUUGGCAAGUUGUCCAUUGCCAUAACUUCAUCCCAGGAGAAGAAGAGAGGGGUCUCGUUGGCAGCGCUGAGAAGGGCCCUAGCUGAGGCAGACCCCGCGAAGACCGCCAAGAGGACUGCCAAGAAGAGCCCCAGCGUCGGGGAGCUGGUCGUGAAGGCGGUGACAGCGUCCAAGGACAGAAACGGAAUCUCUCUGGCAGCCGUGAAGAGCGCCCUGUCUGCGGGCGGUUACGGCGUGCAGAAGAACAACUCUCGUGUAAAGAUGGCCAUCAAGAGUCUGGUCAACAAAGGUACCCUGGUGCAAACCAAUGGCACUGGCGCGUCUGGCUCUUUCAAACUGAACAAGCAGCAGGUUGUAGCGAAGAAGAAGGCAGCGGCCAAGAACAAGAAGCCGACAAAGAACGUCGUUGCAGCCAAGAAGACCGUUGUAAAGAAGUUACCGCAGAAGUCACCGCAGAAAGUCAGAAGUGGUCUCAAAAACACAAAGAAAGCUACAGCGCCCAAACAAGUUAAUCACAAGCCAUUAAAAGCCAAGCGUGUUGCCCGGAAAUAA